CAGACGAAAAAUGGCAGCCUCCGGAAAGCGUGGAGAUAGUGCUAGGCUUAAAAUAAAAAUCUUCCCCACUGACAUAAUAAUAAACUCUCAACAACAUGCUUUUACGAUGGAUCCAUUCUGGAUGAUGGUUUAUUUUUCUGAAUGCCCCACGAUUCGGGAUGUCAAAACAAAGAUUGUUUCUAGACUCAAUAUGCGGUCGAACAAAAUAAAAUUUAUUAAAAAACUUGCUCAAAGUAGUUUUCAAGGCUUACAAAAGAGUUUGUGUGAUGUUUCCCACUUAAACUAUAAUGAUUACCAAAAUAACAACAUAACUACUUUAACUCAAAACAGCAGCAUAGAAACGCCUGUUGCUCUGGCAUCACUAGAAAGUAGUUCAAAUUCUGUCAAUAGGAAACCUAAUGUUUUAUUUGAAUCUUGUCAAAUCAGCAUUGAUGGUUGCUUGUUGCCAAGUAGUGAAUUGUCAGAGAUACUUAAAGAUGAUGAUUUUGUAUCAGUUAAAGUUAAGUGCAAGAUACAUGAACCAAGCUGUGAAAACCAAGGUAUAUCAGAAUCAAGCCAUGGUGAACCAGGUUUAUUUAAUACUGAGGCUCAACCAUCCCUUAAUGGCACUGAAGUUAACCAUAAGAUAUCUGUUUCCCAAAAAUCUGAACCAAUGUUAAAAGAUGAAAGCUCCAGGAAACACAAAAAGAAAAGGAAACAUAGAUCUGAAGUAGGAACUGAUGACUUGAUUGAGAAUCAGAAAAAAAGAAACAAAACAGAAAAUAAAAGGAGAAAGGAAAGCAGCUCAGAAGUUGGUUCUAGUAAAGUGUUAGUUAGUCAGCAAACAAAGCCAAAUGAGAGCUGUUUUGUUGGCUCUGGUCAUAGUCAAGAAGUAAUUACAUCUGGUACAACAUCAAAAGCUUUCAAUUAUAAACAGAGUAAUUUAAUAAUUAACCCCAUUAAUGGAUCUUUGAAAAAAGACAAAAGUUCAUCAAAAAACAAAACUUCUAAAAAUGAAAUAUUAUUAGUUGGUUCAGAAAAUGAUGUUAGGGAUGUUGCACAAGAGAAUGUGGAUAAAGCCAAAGAUUCCUCUGAUGCCUGUACAGUUAGAUCAAGUGGUGAAGAAGUUGAGGAAGACAUUCAGUCUCUGAUACAACAAAAAAUCUUACAACUCCAGGAGGCUUCACUUGCAACAGACAAGACCAAACUCAGUGAUGAGAGCAGCACACCAGAUGCAGGAAAGACAAAACGCAAAAGGGUCCGCAAACGAAAGAAGAAGAACUCCAUAUUUGAUAAGACUGUUGAAAAAGUGGAAACUAAACCAACAGUCAAAGAUUACAAUUUGAACUUGCCAUAUCAUCUGAUGCCACAGAAUAGUCGAGUGACUUUUGAUGGCUGUUCUGAUGAUGAGAACAAUGAAGAUAUUAGUAUGAUAACAACUGAUAAUGGGGUAGAUGAUAGUCAUCAGGAACUGAAUGCAACACCCACUGUUGUUGUUGGGAAGGAAAGUUCAAAUAAACAGUUCAAAGAGAACGCAAGUAUUAGUUUUUCAUAUGCUCCGGAUAACGCAAAGCCUAGUUUCAAAGUGCCGUGUUCAUCAACGCCUGUGCCGACUCAGAUCUCGACAAAAGAAAAUAAAAUGGACAUGUCAAAGUCAUCACCUGCAGCCACAGGUGUCCCCAUCAACCCGGCAGACAAGUUCCAGCAGCUGUUGAACCAGAGGGGUUACACUGGCAGGAAGCUGGAGGUGACCCACACGGACUCGGGUCAUGCUCUGUGUGUCUCGUACAGGGAGAAGAGGGACAGGUCAUCUGCUGCAGCCAAUCCAGACACAGAUGAGUUGGUCAAUGUGUCGACUGUCAUGCAGCAUCCAAGUGUCAGAUCAGACGCCAUAGAAAACACUUUUCAUCAGAAACAGACUGUAGUAAAGGACACAAGAAAAAGUAGCACUGACUCAAUUGAUGGGCUACCACAAAUUGGAGACAUUAUUACUUUUAAGGUUCUAGAGUUAUCUGAAGAUUACCAGCCUGUUAUGUCUGACUUUAAGGAGGCCAAGGUCUUAAAUGUCAACGCACAGACUCAGUCUGUCCAACUGGAGAUCAGGGGGGAAAAAGGAAGAAAACGAACUGGUCGGUUUGAGUUGGUUUAUGAGGAUGAAAAUGAUGACGAGUUUUUUGAAAAUAGUGUGGACACAUUCAACAUCACAGAGCUAAUAGAGUUAAAGCUUGUGUCAAGAAACAGGACAUAAUGUCACAGGAGGAUGGUGCACCCUGUAGUGAGAUGGUAGAGAUGUGGUUUGUGUGAUGGUAUUUCUAUGUAAGAUGUUUUAUAGCCAUUCCAGUCAAUGUAAUAAUUUGUAGCCUUGUGGCAUCUGAUAGACCCAAGGGUUGUAAUGAGAGAGACUGUUUUAGGUAAUAUAGUCUAACACAAUUUUUUCUUGUAACAAUUUGAUAAAGUCUCUUAUUUUAUUGUGGUUCAAAUUUCUUCUGUCAAAUAACAAGAGUGAUGAAAUUAUUUUAUGCCAAUUCAGCUCAUUUUAUUUUACUGACAUUAAGACUACUGUUGAAUUUUAGUUUUAGUUUUGCUCUCUAACAGUUUUUUUUGCUGUAUUUCACAUCAUGGAUUACAUCAAAAUGUUGACAUUAUGUUAGUUUUAACUGAGGGACAACUCAAUUUUUUUUCCCCAUAUUAAGGCAAGGAAGAUAACCCUGAACUUUUUGUUAACACAAUGUAGAUUACUGAGUGUGUUUAUAAAAAUUUACUGUAAACUUUUUUUUAAAAAUGAAAUGGGUGUGCUUUAUGUAUAAGUUAAGGCUGUGGUAUGUCAAAGCGGAGGGUGUGUUGUAAGAAAAGACUAGAGGUACAGUAUGUAAGUUAAACUAGUGAUGUGUGCACAUGCUUGACUGAAGACAGUAUUAGCAAGCAAAGAAUUUUGCAGUCAAUGCUCAAGUCAUGCAGUUCAUCAGUGGGGUUGUGUUGUUAAAGCAGGACCCACUCAUCUAGUUAUUUCUUGUCUGAGAGUCCUUGAGGCAUUGUUCUAGGCAUAUCCCUGGAGUUUUUCAAUGAAUUUUUUUUAUACUUUUUUGUACAAGUUGUAUUUUUUAAUUUACAAAUGUUGUUAACAUGAAUGUAUUUAAACAAUAAUUUCAACUUUGUGAAUGUUGCAAUAUUGUCUCUACUAUAAAGAAAUGUCAUUUUUUUAAGGUUUAUUUUUAAGUGUCAUCUCCUCCAGGUCACGAGUUUACCUGGACAGUAGACUCUCAGACAGUAUUACCUGCAAUGAUACCUCUUUUCACUAUUUCUGUUUGUUAAAAAAUAUGUAACAACUUUUUAAAAAUAUUUAUUUCAUUUCAUUUUUAAGGGGUAGAAUUAAAUGGUUUGUUGUGUAUUACAGAAUAAUACUUGUUUAAUGACGAGGUCAAGUCAAUUUUUAGUUCCAUUUUUAGAGCAAAACUUGUUACAAAUCAAUGGCAAGUUACAUUGUUUGGUUCCAUUUUAGAGUAAAACUUGUUCCAUGUCGUAAUUUUCAUAAAACCUGUUGAAUGUUGUUGCAGCCCAAGGUGUUGGCGCUGGAAAUAAAAUUUGAUGAUUUGA
This is a messenger RNA of Physella acuta, 3573 nucleotides long. RefSeq names its product coilin. NCBI's taxonomy places the organism in Eukaryota, Metazoa, Mollusca, Gastropoda, Physidae. The record is from RefSeq and is a predicted model, not a curated record. Gene Ontology annotation, biological process: spliceosomal snRNP assembly. Gene Ontology annotation, cellular component: Cajal body. Gene Ontology annotation, molecular function: U2 snRNA binding; U1 snRNA binding.